AUGGCGACGAAGGAAAAGAUUUCUCAAGUUGCACGUCUGUACAAAGAUCAUUCCAGCGUGCAAUACGAGAUUGGCCAAGACCUUAUAGCAUCUCACAUGCGACCUUUUCCAGGCCAAACCGUCUUGGACUUGGGCUGUGGCACGGGGAGUUUGGCAAGAAACAUCGGAAGCGCUGUGGCAAAGCAAGGACGCGUACUGGGCGUCGACCCCAACACUGAGAGGAUAGCUGUUGCUAGGGAGGAAGAGCGACAUUGUUCCGAAUCUCAUCAACGUAACGUGAAGUUCAUGACUGGUCUUGUUCAUGAUGCCGUGCAACAUGGACCGUUUGAUGCCGUCUUCUCCAAUUUUGCACUUCACUGGGUACCUGAAGACGACACGGAUGCCAGUGUGUCGAGUAUCGUCAAAUGCCUGAAACCUGGAGGUCGUCUCUGCGCUACUUUGACACGUGGCACAGGAGGCUACGCAAACCAGCUCUCUCUUUUUGUCAAUGGAAGAUCUGAAGAAUCCGCUACUGGUAUGCACCUGCGGCCGCUUAACUACUGGACGAGCAAAUUGAAACAAGCUGGUCUGUGCAUUGAGCACGCGGAGCAAGAAGAGGACACCACGGGGAAAUUCCCUAGCAUUCGCAGCUAUUUCGAGUUUGUCAAAGCCUACACAGAAGCUGCGAUUGAUUACGAGAGCGUCAAUGCAGACGACCUAGCCGAUUUCAUCAGCAAUCAAGGACUGGGCUCCUUGGACUCGCCUUUUGUCUGUGUUGCUACCAUCUUGACAAUCAUUGCGUCAAAGCCGUCAUUGGAGCACUGA
Messenger RNA from Sycon ciliatum, 804 nucleotides. RefSeq names its product ubiquinone/menaquinone biosynthesis C-methyltransferase UbiE-like. The transcript has a single exon. The coding region runs from base 1 to 804 and encodes 267 amino acids. Lineage: Eukaryota; Metazoa; Porifera; Calcarea; Leucosolenida; Sycettidae. The record is from RefSeq and is a predicted model, not a curated record.